Laetiporus sulphureus 93-53 is the source of this 327-nucleotide messenger RNA. RefSeq lists its product as uncharacterized. The record is from RefSeq and is a predicted model, not a curated record. The transcript has 2 exons. NCBI's taxonomy places the organism in Eukaryota, Fungi, Basidiomycota, Agaricomycetes, Polyporales, Laetiporaceae. The coding region runs from base 1 to 327 and encodes 108 amino acids.
AUGGCUACGAGCCCCGAGAUAAUGCCAGAACUGUUUCCUCAGGACGAGGUCCCCGACAUGGAUGCAAGACUCAAGCUUCUCAGUAUGGUCCGCAAGGAGGCCACGGAAGGAAUCAUCAAGGCAAAAGCCCGUGUAUCUGCCAGGAUCAAAGGAGGAUCUCCGACGUUCAAGAAAGGAGACAAGGUCUUCCAACAGCUCGGAGUCUAUCUCGCUAUCAGAGGGGCUGGAUUCGCCAUCGAGGAUCUUGCCGACUUCGACCAUACCAACGUCGAGUUCAACAUGACCCAUCCAAACCAUGAUGGACCAUCUCAUCCAGAGAGCGGAUGA